This is a messenger RNA of Jaminaea rosea, 789 nucleotides long. RefSeq lists its product as hypothetical. Bases 1 to 789 code for a protein of 262 amino acids. Gene Ontology annotation, cellular component: ribonuclease H2 complex; nucleoplasm. Lineage: Eukaryota; Fungi; Basidiomycota; Exobasidiomycetes; Microstromatales. Gene Ontology annotation, biological process: RNA catabolic process; ribonucleotide metabolic process. The record is from RefSeq and is a predicted model, not a curated record. The transcript has 3 exons.
AUGACUACCUCGCACGAGGACGGGCGCCUCAUCAUCGCCGGUCCCUCUCGCCUCGUAGAGGAGGAACAGCGAUUCCUCCUCUUGCCUCAUCCGCGAACUCAUGCUCCCGCUUACUUCGUGAUGGACGAUGAGCAGGGCGAGGCAUACGAGCUGCAAGCGGUCAGUAAGGAGAGGAGAAGUUGGAUGUUGAAUGGUCGACAAGCAGCAGUAGAGGAGGGAGGACAGGGAUGGGUGAUGCAAGACGGCUCUCUUCAUCUUCUCCUUCCCCUCGACCCAAUCUUCCUUCUCCUCCCGCUACUCCCCGUCCCCACAACCUCAUCGAGCUACCUCACAUCAGACGAUAUCUUCGACUCGGCCGCCUCUCGACACUACGCUGCGCGAGUAAAAGCCUACAACGCUCUAGCGGGGCAGUCGCAGGCGCAGAAUGAGGGGGUGGCAGCCCUGGAUGAAGACGCGGGGAUUUGGGAGGAUGUCGUCGCUUUUGGGCGAUCGAAGACGGCACAGAAGGCGCUGGAGCGAUGUUGCGAUGUCCAAGCCAUCAGCCCCACCUUAUCCGCGUAUCGUCCCUCCCUCCCUACUCUGCGAUCCAUCCUCCACGCCAAGCUACAAGCACUCUGCACCACAAUGGAGACGGAUUACUCGGCAACGCUAGGCCGAACCCUGGCGAAGCGACUCGAGUUCAAUGCAACGGAGGAGCAGGUGGCACGGGAGAGGAUCAAGCUGGGCAAGGAGGUGCUCAUGGGCUACAUGAGUGCAGAAUGGGGGAAGAUGAUCCUCGACGAGUUGUGA